CUGCUUCGAGGGGAGAAGAAAUUUUUGCCUUGCAGCGAAGGCAAAGGGAGUGUGCGGUGCAGUCACCGAAAGUGCGGGAAGUUCAGCCGUCGUCUUCGUCUAAGCGCGGUCUGGUCACCGCCCGUCUCUCUCUCUCUCUCUCUGUGCGCCUCACUUAAAUUUGAUCUCCCUCCCUCUUUUCUCCCUCCUCUCACCCUCUUCGUGUCGUAGCAUAGCUGAGAGAGGAAGAGAUGCCUCUGGUUCGAUUGCAAGUGAGGAAUGAGUACGGAUUGGGAGAUCCUGCGCUGUAUAGGGUUUCACCGAGGGAGGAUCCCAAGGCGAUUCUUGAUGGAGUGGCGGUCGCUGGACUCAUCGGGAUCUUGCGGCAGUUAGGCGAUCUUGCUGAGUUUGCAUCUGACAUUUUCCAUGAGCUGCGUGAGCAAGUGAUGACAACUUCCUCAAGAGGACGAAAGCUAUUGGCUCGGGUAAAACAACUAGAAAUGGAACUUCCAAAUGUUGAGAGUGUUGUUCAGGGUCAAAGAAGCUACGUACAUUUUUCUUAUGAACCAGGUUCAGAUUGGCAUGCUGAUCUUAAAAUCAAGAAGAGUCAUCUACUUUCCAGUGACUUGCCACAAUUUAUGAUGGAUUCAUACGAAGAAUGUCGAGAACCACCACGCUUAUACCUUCUUGACAAAUUCGAUACUGCUGGUACUGGUGCCUGUCUGAAGAGAUAUUCAGAUCCUGCAUAUUUCAAGAGAGAGUGGGAUACUUUGGAACUGAAGAAAGCGGAAAAAGUUCAAAGACAGAGGAAAGCGCAGAAAAUCAAGAGGAAAGGAUCACAAAUUAAAACUGGAGAAAGAAUAUCCUUAUCGCAACGUCAUAGCAGUACACAGUUUGCAUCCCCAAGCACCGAAGAAUUGCAUAACUCGACUGGUUCAUCACCUAUAUCUGAUACAGAACCAAAACCCAAAUUUGCAAGUAGAUCUACAUAUUUUGGUUCGAGAAUGAGGAUGGACCAUGUUGAAAAAGCCCCAGAUACAAAUUCAUGUGCACUGCUGGAUGAACCCGAACAUGAUGGGCUUUCUGAUUCUAAGUUACAGAUCGAUCAAAGUGGUAGCUUUGCUUCUGAUGCGCAUGAUAAAUUAAAUGGAGAUUGUACAGCUGAUGGCUCCCCACAUGGGUGGUUGAAAGUGGAAAUUUCUUGCAGAUCACCUUCUGUUGAAUGGGAUGAAAAGACUGAAAUACUGAAGUCCACAAGCCCCAGAUCUUGUAAUAACAUUACGUUGGAUGGUACAGAAUAUUUAGAGCCUCUGCAAGCAAGUUCUGAACAAUCAAACAUGGAACUUGAAAGUUCUGUACUGGGAACCAUGGACCAGGGGAACAGCAUAUUUGACACUGAAAAUGUACAGACACCAUUAUCCAAUGUAAACCACUUUGAAGAGGUCAACAGUGAGACUGAUAACUACAUGGAUGCACAUAAUAUGCUUGAAUCAGAAACAGAAACAGAUACAGAGUGCCAAACAAAGCGCGAAAUAAAGUCCAUGUCUAAUUGCAAUAAACCAUCAAUGGAAUCUGGAACAUCACGACCUCAAGAAAUGACCUCCACAGCUUCUGACGUCUCUGGUAUUGACACUGUCAGUGGCCCUCACGGUUCCUCAAAUGAGAACAUCUUCCCUUUGAAACUUGUGCCAUCUCGAUCAGUUGGUCCUAUUUCAAAUCCCGGUGACUACAUUGAUGAUCAAAUCUCCGAACUUAAUGCUGGUGAUAUGUCAAGUAUUUGUGAAGGUGUUCAGGAUAGCCUGCCUCCUGAGUUGAGCAUCUCUGGUUCACCAGCAAUUUUGGGACCUAGAACAACUACUAGUGUGUCUCAAUCUCCAGAUUCACCUCCUGUUAAUUUUUCUAAUAUUCCUUCUCCCAAAUUCUGGACGAAUGGCGGUCUGUUAGGACUGGAGCCAUCCAAACCCCCAGUUUUCAGUGUCUCAAAAGUGCCAGCUGAAGAUUUUGUAUCUGAUUCUGGUAAUGUUAUGUAUGAGCAUUCCAACAGUUUGGAAGGGACUACAUCGCAUUAUAAUGGAUUGACCACAGAGCAAGAGACAAUGUCAACAUCAAAUGAGAUUACAUCAAGAAGUUACAGUUUUAUUAAAAAAGCAGAUGGAUUGCCAAAAGCCUCCUUGAAUGGCCAUCAACAUUUUGGUAGAAGUGAUAAUGUGUUUCCACAACUUGAUCCCUCUCAAUGUUCUUCAACCUACCUAGAUAAUCAACUUGAUAGUACGCCUGCCAACCAAAAUUCUCACAGACAUCUUCAAGCUUGCUCUUCAUUUGAGUUUCAGAAAGUUCAAGGUGCACAUCACAGUUAUAUCAGUGCUGAGAAUGGAUGUCAUAACAUAGUACCUAAAGGGGAUGAGUUCCCUAGUAGUCAUCCUGUUGAGUCAAAGCCCAAUGGAUCUGGACAAAACACAAUGGAUAUUAAAUCGAGUUUAUCCGCUCUUGCUCAGAGAAUACUCGCCAACAGUCUUCAAAGAAAACCAUCAAUUGCCCAAGCUCAUAGUGAGAAUGUAAAUGCUGAUUCUAUCAAGCAACAAGAAAUUUCUCCUCUAAACAAUCAGAAAGAAGGCCCAACAAGAGUUGUAGCUGAGGCUUGUUAUCCAGAGAACACCAAUAAUACAGAAAGUAUCUCAUCAAAAACUUCAAAUUUAUCAAGUCCACAUUUACCAGGACAUUUUUCUCCUCCAUUAGAACAUAUGAAAAUCUCUUUCCAUCCUAUGACUUUUAUGGAGGCCUCAAAACUGAAACUCGAAUAUUCCAGUGUCGAUUUCGACGAAAAUAUUGAAGAUGUGACAUUCCCUUCAUUCCGGUUGCUUCCAGGGCCCCAUGUUCCCGUAGAAUAUGAUUGUUCUGAAACUGAUGAUGAUACUUUCUGUAUAAAAUCUUGUCCUUGUACCUCAGAGGAUCAUCUUAGCCCCCGUUCAGAUUCAUACUCUGAGUUAUGGGGCCAAGAAGAUCUGAGUGAAGGACAAAGUAAUGAAAUGUACAACGGUGUACAUAGAGUUUCACUUUCAAGUUCUUCCGUUUCUAGCAUCGAUAGAUUUGGUCAGAUGUGUCAGGUAGAAGCCACCGAGAAUUUGGAGGCUGAGAACAGUAUAUUAUAUUUUCAAAACAGUAAUUCUGUGUGUCUUCCUGGUCUUGAUUCGGUUACACAUACACAUAACGGAGGAGUAUGUGAUUCAUUCAGAACUGAGGCUUUGGCAUCUCAAUCUCAGACUGGGCUCCCACCUCCUCCACCUCUGCCUCCUAUACUGUGGACGAUGAAGGAUGCCUCCGUUCAUAAAGCCGAAAAAAAGGAUUCUAGUGUUGCUGAAAUAGUGGAGCGCUUCAAUGUAAUGCAAGCACAAAGGCUCACAGCUCACAAGCAACAAGAACUCAAUGUACCAAGUCAACCUCCUUUUCCGGAGAUAAUGUCAUGCCCCAUCAAGAAAUUGGAUGAUGAACAAAACAUGAUCAGAGAAGAAAUUAAAACUAACGAUAAAGGUGAGCAAAAGCGCAGAAAGGAUGAGCUUCUUCAUCAAACCUGGAAGAAGCAUGACCAACAAAAGCUGAAUGCACACAAAGAACUGGAAAUUCCUUGUGCCAAUGGUCAGGAAGUCGAUGAAAGGGAAGAGCUGCUUCAUCAAAUCAGGAACAAGUCAUUUAAUCUUCGACACACCUCAUCCACAAAGCCCAGUCCUGUGUCUCAAGCUACCACCAACACCAAUGUUGCUGCAAUUUUGGAGAAAGCAAAUGCUAUUCGUCAGGCAUUUGUGGGUAGCGAUGAUGGGGGUGAUGAUGAUAAUUGGAGUGAUGGCUAAAUCAAGCUUUUGAUCUUGGCAGAUUCUUCCAUAUAUGAGCUUCCACCACAGUUGACUGAUCUUAUGGUAGUUUUUGUUAGAUUUGUGAACAGCGUUGGUGCAUCAUGUAAUUAUUGUUCGCGAGCCUUGUGUUAUAUCUUUCUUAGGUCUUAUUUGUCUUUUUAUUCAAUCUGGGGGUAAGAAAUAUCUUCAUGUAACAUAGAACAUUUUUCCAAUAUUAUUUGUCAAUUAUAUGAAUGGCUGGGUAAAAUAAUA
Asparagus officinalis (garden asparagus) is the source of this 4079-nucleotide messenger RNA. Its product is annotated as SCAR-like protein 2. Gene Ontology annotation, biological process: positive regulation of Arp2/3 complex-mediated actin nucleation; actin cytoskeleton organization. Gene Ontology annotation, cellular component: cytoskeleton. Gene Ontology annotation, molecular function: actin binding; Arp2/3 complex binding; protein kinase A regulatory subunit binding. Lineage: Eukaryota; Viridiplantae; Streptophyta; Magnoliopsida; Asparagales; Asparagaceae. The record is from RefSeq and is a predicted model, not a curated record. The transcript has 10 exons. Bases 231 to 3824 code for a protein of 1197 amino acids.